Messenger RNA from Balaenoptera acutorostrata (minke whale), 3659 nucleotides. RefSeq names its product lysosomal associated membrane protein 2 (gene LAMP2). The record is from RefSeq and is a predicted model, not a curated record. The transcript is spliced from 9 exons. Gene Ontology annotation, cellular component: membrane. Lineage: Eukaryota; Metazoa; Chordata; Mammalia; Artiodactyla; Balaenopteridae. Bases 140 to 1378 code for a protein of 412 amino acids.
UUAUGACCGGCGCUGAAGCGCCGAGUCCUGGGUUUUGCAGCGUUGUGGUCGGUGGUCAGCGGCGCUCUUACCCCGGUUCCGCGAGGCUUUUCUCUGCUGUCGCUGCAGUUGUCGCCGCAGCAGCCUGCUCUGCGGGAUCAUGGUGUGCUUCCGCCUCGCCCCGGUUCCGGGCUCCGGGCUCCUUCUGCUCUGCCUCGUCCUGGGAGCUGUCUCGUCUUAUGCAUUGGAACUUAAUUUGACAGAUUCAGAAAAUGCCACUUGCCUUUAUGCAAAAUGGGAGAUGAAUUUCACAAUACGCUAUGAGACCACAGAUAAACAUAAUAAAACUGUAACCAUUUCAGACCUUGGUGCUGCAAAGUACAAUGGAAGCUCUUGUGGGGAUGAUCAGAAUGGUCCCAAAAUUGCAGUGCAGUUUGGAUCUGGUUUUUCCUGGAUUGUGAAUUUUACACAGGAGGAGACGUCUUCUUAUUCAAUCGACAGCAUCUCAUUUUCCUACAACACUAAUGAUAGCACAACAUUUCCUGAUGCAAAAGAAAAAGGAGUUUUUACUGUUUCUGACCAUGUGGCAGUCAGAGUUCCAUUGAAUGACAUCUUUAGAUGCAAUAGUUUAUUAACCUUAGGAAAGAAUGAUGUUGUCCAGCACUAUUGGGAUGUUCAUGUACAAGCUUUUGUCCAAAAUGGCACAGUGAGCACAAAAGAGUUUUUGUGUGAUAAAGAUAAAACUUUAACCACAGUGGUGCCCAUCGUUCCCACCACUGUGCCAUCUCCUACUACAACACCCUCUCCAAAGGAAAAGCCAGAGGUUGGAUCCUAUUCAGUUGUAAAUAGCAAUGGGACAUGUCUUCUGGCUACCAUGGGGCUGCAGCUGAACAUUACUCAUGAUAAGGUUGCUUCGGUUAUUAACAUCAAUCCCAACACAACCAACUUCACUGGCAGCUGCCAUCCUCAAACUGCUCUACUUAGGCUGAGCAGCAGCAGCAUCAAGUAUCUGGACUUUGUCUUUGCUGUGAAAAAUGAAAACCGAUUCUAUCUAAAGGAGGUGAAUGUCAGCAUGUAUUUGGUUAAUGGCUCUGUUUUUAGCAUUGCAAAUAACAAUCUCAGCUACUGGGAUGCCCCCCUGGGAAGUUCUUAUAUGUGCAACAAAGAGCAGACUGUUUCAGUGUCUGGAGCAUUUCAGAUAAAUACCUUUGAUCUAAGGGUUCAGCCUUUCAAUGUGAUGGAAGGAAAGUAUUCUACAGCCCAAGAGUGUUCGCUGGAUGAUGACACCAUUCUAAUACCAAUUAUAGUUGGUGCUGGUCUUUCAGGCUUGAUUAUCGUUAUAGUGAUUGCUUACCUAAUUGGCAGAAGAAAAAGUUAUGCUGGAUAUCAGACUCUGUAACACUAAUCCACAUGUGACUCUGUUACAAAACAAUAAAGCAAGUACAAGAUCCAAGAUCCAACAUGCAAUACUGUUCGAUUUAAGGUAUAUAUAGUUGCAGUUCUAAUCUUAACAACAAGUGGUACAGAGGAUUUCGAACUUAAAUAGAUAAAAAUACCCCUAAAACUCUAAACUAUAAAUUAGUCACAUGAUUUUGGUUUUCCCAACUAAAGAAUUUAAAAGUUAUUUCUACAGCAAAAAACAUGUGCAAAAUCACGUGGAUUAUAGAUUCUAUUUUAUUGUCUUGAAUUAGUAUUGCAUUGUUCUCACUUUAAACAUUCUGACUAGAAAUAUACAGCUUAGGAAAGGGUUAACCGCACCUCCACAUGUAGUCGAAUUGAGACAACACAUUCUACGGUGGAUUUGUACUUGCUCCUUUGCAUUUUUUGGUGAUUUUGUUUGCAGGUUAACUUAGCUGCUUUGGCAUUGCUGUGUAUUUGACUAUGAGAGAUAUGCCAAUAGAUUUGAACAGGGUCUAGUAUUAUUAUGUUCUUAGCAAUGCAUGCUUUUCUAAUGCCUUUUGAAUACAUUUGUUUUUAAUGUGGCUGUAGUGACAAAAGAUACAAAAGCUUUAAAAAUUUUAGAAUAGGUGUUACUCUUAUUGUUUAAUCUUUUUAAGAAAAAAACUGGAUAUUUCCGUCUUUUAAAUUGUAAGACACAAGACUAUUCCAACUGGGCAUUUCAAUCCAUUUUCUAGAUGUUUUAGAGAUAAUUGCUAGGCAGUGCCAAUUUGGGGUGUUAGUCCUUUGUACCCGUAAAUUGGCUUCUACAUGCAGUGCUAAAAUUAAUGUAGAUUUUCCUUUAGCUUUCUAGUAUCCUUGUUGGUGAUGGUUUGUUUUAUUCUCUUCUUUUCUUUUCCUUAAAGAAGAAAUGCCAGUAUGUCCUAGAACCUAGAUAAAGAACUUGCACCUAACCCAAAAGUCUUGGCCUUCUCUUUGUUCAUGAAAAAGCUGUUCUUUGUUUCCAGCUUGUGUUGAUUGCUACAACAUUUACUAAUGUGGCUUUCACAUUUAAAUAGUUCUCUGCUAAUCAAAACUUACAUUAUUAUUGUUCAUUAUGGUAGCAUCAUCAUUAAUUCAUGUACUUUGUGUUGAGUUCUGUGCUCUGGGGAGAUGCACCAAUUGUCCAUUUAACCUGCACCACCUAAUGUUUAUAUGAGAAAGCAAAACAUUUCUGCUUGAUAGUUAGCACAUCAAGUAUUUCUUGCUGCUUCUAGGUCUUUCUUUCUUUUUUUUUUUUUUGGUAUUGAGAUGGCUGAGCAAAUAUUAAAAAAUUGUUAACAUGCAGCAAUAUAUGGCAGGUUCCGUGUUUUGGGGGAUGGGAGAUUAUGUGUGCCUCCUAUUCACUAGAAAAUGAGAUAUAUGGGUUACAAAAUGUUGUUUGCGUUGAAUAAAUUUGGUAGUCUAGUGACACACACACAGAGGCAAUUGCAUGUUAGCAUGUGUAUGUCUAUAACUACCUUUCGAGUUAUAUUGGCAUGAUAAAUAUUUUCUCCCACUUAAAUUUGCUCUCUGUUUAGAGUAGCCUGAAAAAUCUUACUGGCUCAGAAUAAGAUUCCUGACUAAGCCCCUCUCUAAAAGCUACAUUGAGCUGCAUUGCCAGCUUAAGGCACUUUUUAAAGGCUAAAUAUAAAUCUGAUUUUUUAAAAAUAUUUUUUAUUUAAAUAGUGUUUUAGUGUAAGAUUGUUAACGUUGUAAGAAUGGAUAAUGCUUGCAAGAAUGUGAGCCUUAGAUAUUUCUCAUGAGUCAAAACAAAGCAGCUUUUUUAAAAAAUAAAAGUUGGAAGCACAAGUGGGUGGCACACUGGCUUAAUGGCUGUUAAUGUUUCUAAAAGUUUCUACCUUUAGAUUAUAUAUCUGAUUUAUAUUAAGAUACCUCUAAUUAGUACUGUUUUAUAGAAAAUCUGACUUAAUUGAAUAUUUUUGUAUUUUACAUGGGCCAGUUUAUAUGCUGUUAUUUACACUAUCAUUUCCUAUAGCCAUGUGUUCUUUGUACCUUUUGUAGUUUUGCUUUAACAGAUUUACACCUUGAUGAUCUAACACUCUAUUUGGUUUCUGGGUGUUUUUCAUGGGUUAGCAUUUGUAUAGAGAAACUGGUCCAUGUAAAUACUUUCCAUGUUUUUUCCUCAGAUGUUUAAACCACUAGUUGAUGUAUGGUAUUUCUCUUCAGAUAUUUGCCUGUCCAUUUGCUCAACAUAUUGCUUCUAAAACAAACAAUAAAGAUUCUUUUAUUUCUUAAGGAAA